AUGAUAUAAAAUUCUAUUAUAAAAUAGCAAGAAGAUUGGCAGUUUACAACAAUUUUAUCAGAUUUUAUUAAUACAAAUGAAGAAGAAUUCGAAAUAGGAGUCAAGCCUAAAAGUAGAAGGUUUUCUACAUCUGUUGAAAAAUAUAAGUUUAUUGAGGAAUACACAAAAAAGAAAAAGACAGAAUUAUGCAAGAAUUUUACGCUUAAAGGAUCUUGCAAAUUUGGGAAAGAAUGCUCAUAUGCCCAUGGAUGUUCUGAACUUUUGCCUAAGGCGCAUCUUCAUUAAAACUACAAGACAAGGCCAUGUAAAAAUUUUAUGAACGAUGGUUGGUGUAAUUAUGGAUCUAGAUGUUAAUAUAUACAUCCAGAGAAUUCUAUAAUAAAAAAGAAAACUCAUAAAUUAAUAUCUUAAGAUAAAUAAGCACAAUAAAAAAUCUGCAGUAACAAUUAGAAUCUAGCUGAAAAAAUAAUCCUUCUUUAUUCUGAAUUAUUACAGAAACUUAACAUUAGACCGCAAUUUAGUAUCUCAAAUUUACCUAGAUUAAAUUGCUUUAAAAAAUUAGGAAUGAAUAAGAUUAGUUCUUAGUCAAAUGAUUCUGAUUGA
Paramecium tetraurelia is the source of this 603-nucleotide messenger RNA. RefSeq lists its product as uncharacterized. The transcript has 3 exons. Lineage: Eukaryota; Ciliophora; Oligohymenophorea; Peniculida; Parameciidae. Gene Ontology annotation, molecular function: mRNA binding; metal ion binding. The record is from RefSeq and is a predicted model, not a curated record.